This is a messenger RNA of Anopheles maculipalpis, 1464 nucleotides long. RefSeq lists its product as uncharacterized. The coding region runs from base 1 to 1464 and encodes 487 amino acids. The transcript has 2 exons. NCBI's taxonomy places the organism in Eukaryota, Metazoa, Arthropoda, Insecta, Diptera, Culicidae. The record is from RefSeq and is a predicted model, not a curated record.
AUGACCCGCUGGAGCUCUUCGCUAUUGAUUGUUGGAAGUGUCUUGCUAGGCGGAUGCUUCUGUGCGGGGGACUUUGGACUUCCGUACAGUGUGCCUGGGUUCGAUGCAAACUUCCGGAGCGGCAUUGGAUCGGGAAUAGUGAACAUCGUGAAGGCAAACGCCAGCCUGCUUAAGUACGAAGCGAACCUGGAUCGUAGCGGAGCGACAACGGUGCUGUUUGAUGUUGCGAAUAACCUAACCACACCACUGAACAAGCUUUUGGGACACGUGGCAGCUACGUUUGGAGCGAACAGCUCCGAAUCGCUGCAGGCGUUGUUGGAGGAGUUGCAGGCCACCGUACCACCAACUACGUCAGCACUCGAGCAAGUAUCAAGCACAGUUCACAAACUAAAGGGAGCAGUACGACCGAAUGUUCUGGACACUCUCUCAAGCAAUGUGAGCACGAUCACAACGGAAAUCGGAACACUCGCUCGCAAUUGGCCACCGUUUGCCGAGGUGCUUAAAGAAGCCUCCGCCCCUGGCUCUACGUACAGUAGUGGAAACAUUUCCACACUCAUCACUCCCGCCCUGGUACAAUCGAUAAUCUCACCGGUAUCGCUUAUCAACUCAGCUCUGUCGGAUAUUGCUACCAUGUAUGGGACGAUCGCUAAGGAUCGCAUCACAGGCAUCGGGUAUGAAACGACCACCAACAGCAGCAUUCAAAACGCGCUCCAAGAUUUGUUGGGCAGUGUAACGCUAGCCAACCGGACGUUUAUGGACACCGCACGCCAGAUGGAGCAACAGUCGAAUGGGACCGUGCGUCAAGUGCGUGACGGUUACUCCUAUCUACUCACACGGCUCGGUGACGUUAGUACGGAAGCAUCCAAAGUGAAAGCUUUCCUGGACCGAACGGAAUCUCAAGGACUCGAGCACAACACCCGCACCGGGGAACUGUUGCGCGAUCUUGCCACCAACUACAAGAGAAUAAUUCAAACUGCCGGUGAAGCGAUCGGUAACCGAUUGUUUAAUGCUACGGCUUCACUGAUCGACGAGGCAGCCACUAGUGACAAUAGCUAUGCGGAUCGAUGCUUGCAGCGUUACGUUGGUGACUUCCGGCAGGGAUCGUACGCAUCGACACGGCUCUCGGUGUGCUAUCAGGUGGAUUCACGUACCGUUGGUUACCUUUCGUCCGCAAAUAACGCUUUCCUGGAGCAGCUACGGUACAGCGGUAUCUAUGGAAAUCAGGCACAAUCUGUGUGCGGUCAAGGCUCGUCUAAUUGCACCACGGAGUAUCUAGACCAACUCGAAGGCUUUACCAAGCAGACGCAAGCCCGGUUAAAUGCAUUUGUUACCUUCCUGGGGGAAGAAAUCAUGGCCCUAGUCGAACGGUACGACGUUUGUACGCGAGCAAUCCGGGCGGACAUUGAGCAUUUGGUGGAGACGACACAGUACAAGUUUCGCAACUGUUUCCUAACCGGAAGAUAA